This is a messenger RNA of Brenthis ino (lesser marbled fritillary), 258 nucleotides long. Lineage: Eukaryota; Metazoa; Arthropoda; Insecta; Lepidoptera; Nymphalidae. The record is from the annotation of a GenBank genome assembly.
AUGUACGGCUGCACACCCGGAGGUCCUGGGUUCGAGUCCCGGGUCGGGCCAAGUUUAGUUAUUGAGUCUUCCUGUAUAGUAAGUCUCAGUAACAGCCCGGAGUUGGGAAGUUGGGCGGUGUUUCAACCCCCGUGCCUCGGAGAGCACGUAAAGCCGUCGGUCCUGCGCCUUAACUCUCACCGGUCGUGUCGAGUGGUCGUCCCACCGGAGUAUGAGAGUGAUAGGAAUAGAGAGUGCACUUGUGUCUGCGCGUACACU